Pogona vitticeps (central bearded dragon) is the source of this 4840-nucleotide messenger RNA. It is a transcript of the gene TGFBR1, whose product is annotated as transforming growth factor beta receptor 1. Gene Ontology annotation, cellular component: plasma membrane; signaling receptor complex. Gene Ontology annotation, molecular function: ATP binding; transforming growth factor beta receptor activity, type I; SMAD binding. The record is from RefSeq and is a predicted model, not a curated record. NCBI's taxonomy places the organism in Eukaryota, Metazoa, Chordata, Lepidosauria, Squamata, Agamidae. Gene Ontology annotation, biological process: protein phosphorylation; transforming growth factor beta receptor signaling pathway; heart development.
CCCGUUCUUGUGUCUCUGCCUCGCGGGCGGGGCGGGAACCAGAAGUGGGAGGGUUUGGGGCCGUCUCGUGAGAGAGGGCUCGGUUGGUCUCUCUGCGCGACGGUGAGGGGGGCCGAGCCGGCGGGACCUGGGCGAGACAAUGGCGGCGCGAAGGGCCUCCUCUCCUAGCCGGAGGCGGCCACGGGUCCCCCGCGCAAGUUUGGGUUGUUGGGCGAGUUCUGCGACGACCACCAUGACGGCGGCGGCGGCGGGGCUGCUCUUUUUUCUCCUCUUCCCUGAGGCGACAAAGGCCUUACAGUGUUAUUGCCUUCUCUGUACAAAAGAUAACUUUACAUGCACGACGGAUGGGCUCUGCAUUACUUCAGUAACACGCAAUGGAGAUAAAAUCAUACGUAAUAGCAUGUGCAUAGCAGAAAUUGAUCUGAUUCCAAGAGACAGGCCUUUUAUUUGUGCCCUCUCAACAAAUGAAGGAGUUACCACUAUGCCUCAUUGCUGUGAUAAAGACUUCUGCAAUAAAAUAGAUCUUCCAAUUCCAACACCAGGUCCUGUACCAGGAAAGCCUCCAUCUGCUUUAGGACCAGUGGAAUUGGCAGCUGUCAUUGCUGGGCCUGUUUGCUUUGUUUGCAUUUCACUUAUGCUGGUUCUAUAUAUCUGCCACAAUCGUACAGUCAUACACCAUCGUGUUCCAAGUGAAGAAGAUCCUUCAAUGGAUCGUCCCUUUAUAUCUGAGGGAACUACACUGAAAGAUUUAAUUUAUGAUAUGACUACUUCAGGAUCUGGAUCAGGUUUACCAUUACUCGUUCAAAGGACAAUUGCAAGAACAAUUGUACUACAAGAAAGUAUUGGAAAAGGUCGUUUUGGAGAAGUCUGGAGAGGAAAAUGGAGAGGAGAAGAAGUUGCAGUGAAAAUUUUUUCAUCAAGAGAAGAGCGUUCAUGGUUUCGUGAAGCAGAAAUCUAUCAGACUGUUAUGUUACGUCAUGAAAAUAUACUUGGGUUUAUAGCUGCAGACAACAAAGACAAUGGGACAUGGACACAGCUUUGGCUAGUUUCAGAUUAUCAUGAGCAUGGCUCUCUGUUUGACUACCUAAACAGAUAUACAGUUACUGUAGAAGGAAUGAUAAAACUAGCAUUAUCUACUGCCAGUGGACUUGCACAUCUUCACAUGGAGAUUGUUGGCACUCAAGGGAAGCCAGCUAUAGCUCACAGAGAUUUGAAAUCAAAGAACAUACUGGUAAAAAAGAAUGGAACAUGCUGUAUUGCCGACUUAGGUCUUGCAGUAAGACACGAUUCAGCUACAGACACAAUAGAUAUUGCACCCAACCACAGAGUGGGAACAAAAAGGUACAUGGCUCCUGAAGUACUUGAUGAUUCCAUAAACAUGAAACAUUUUGAAUCUUUCAAAAGAGCAGAUAUAUAUGCAAUGGGAUUAGUAUUCUGGGAAAUAGCUCGCCGAUGUUCAAUUGGUGGAAUUCAUGAAGAUUACCAAUUACCUUACUAUGAUCUAGUCCCUUCUGAUCCUUCAGUUGAAGAAAUGAGGAAAGUUGUUUGUGAACAGAAACUUCGACCCAAUAUUCCCAACAGAUGGCAGAGCUGUGAGGCAUUGCGAGUAAUGGCCAAGAUUAUGCGAGAAUGUUGGUAUGCUAAUGGUGCAGCAAGGCUAACAGCUUUACGCAUAAAGAAAACGCUAUCCCAGCUCAGUCAGCAAGAAGGCAUAAAAAUGUAGUCAUGGAGAUUAUUCAUUCAGAAGGAAACUUUUAAAGAUCUACAACUGCACCUCUUUUCUGCAUUGGGAAGGCUAAUGGUUCUACCUCACAGAGGGAACAGAAAGAUCCUGCUGCCUUUUACACAUGAUAGGAAGACUGCUAUUAGCCUAGGACCUGUACAGAUUCAUUAAACGGUUGUACAGAUUCAUACUGCGCACUAUGAAGAUGUCUUUCCUGGGGCUUAGUAAACUAUAGCUCUGUUUUUUAAGGGUUGACACUGGCCUUAUUGUGUUGAGAACAGAAGAUCAUGCUUAAGAUGAUAUGCUGGUGCACACCAUUCAUUGCGUUGAAGGAUGACUUCAGAGUUUUUGCUUUGCUCAUGAUGGUACGCUGUAUAUUCUGAACCACUCUUGGCUUUUCCCAUCAGAUUCUAUAGGGUUGUUUUGCUACCAAGAAAUUACUAUUGGACACUUUUUUUCAGGAUUUACUGACAUGACCUCAUCCAGCCUGGAGGAACAUAUACAACAUAUGCAACUAUAUUUUGUAAUAUGUUUUUGUUCUUUUGCCUCACUACAUUACUUGCCUUCAAUACUCAUUGUACUGUACCAGUUAGUGCCACUUUUGAAUCUUAAUGCAAUUCAUCAGGAACAUGCAAUGUCUUUGGUGCUUGUAGAAAGGUGUUAAAUGCUAUGAUUCUUAACUAAAAAGGAAUUUCAUACUUGCACAUGGAAUUCCUUUCUUUUUACCAAAAACCUCUAACUCUGUAGUCUGUAGGAUUUGAACUAUACAGAUUAAUUUAGUGCUGUUAUCACAGUGAUAUUCUAUGCUACACCGCACUGUGAUACCAGAAAUGGUACUUAACUAUAAAUUACUCUUAUAAAGAGUAUUCCAAGGUUCUUAAUUAAAUUUGAUCUAAGAACUAAUCUGUAAAAGUAACAUAGCUCUCUAAUGUCAUCGUGGGUGGGUGGGGUGGUUAGUUUUCUACAUAGAAUUUUUUUGCUAAAAUAUCAGCUAUGUCUCCUUUUCUUCAAGGGUGACUCGUACAUAAAAAGAAAUAGCAACAACCCUGUUGAUGUUUGUGUAAAGUUUUCAUAACUUAUUCUGGCUAAUUGUAUUGACAAAGUGCAUCUUAGUGUUGUGCCUAGUCACAUUGCACAAUCAAGAUGUAUUACAGCCCCUCGCCUGUUAGCAGCUGCAAAUUAUGAAUCUUCCACAAAAAUCAUUAAGAUUCUAGCCAAUUUAUUUAGAUUAGUCUGACAAGAUUACACCCUAUGUGCAAAAUGAGUUUUCCUAGGAUUUGGAAUUCUUAUCUCUACUGUGUCAGAAUACACUUAUUUUAAUAGUUGUUAGUACAGUGGACUCUGACCAUAGAGGGGCACUGUAUGCUGCUAGCAUUGGUCUAGCAUUGGUCUCACAGCCAAUUUAAGAUGCAGCAGUAUUUGCACAGGUCUAAAAUCAAUCAAAGCCUCUGUUAUAAGACAACUGGAAAUUAGCAGACUGCUUGUUUUGGGUAUUUUGGGAUAUCUGGUAUAUGUUAACAGUAAAAUGUUAAUGUCAACUACUGAAAUAUCCCAUGUUAUAACACCUUGUUUUAUACAUUGAACAGUGAAAAACAGUUAUACUGUUUAUGCUUUAAGGCAUAUCUUAUUGCUUGCAAAUCUUGGGUCACUAUAAAGCAAUUACAUUUAUGAAGCAAAUUUUUAAAAAAAUAGUCUUAAAAGUGGUUUAAAUUUUUAUAAAGGAUAGAUGGCAAGCUAAAAUGUACUGGUUUGACUUUGACUUUGUUUAACUUGCCCAUGAAUUCAAAAUUAAGACUGAGGAUCACCAGUCGUAAUUACAGAGAUGCAAAAUGAAAAUAAUAAAUUUUAAUUGUAUAGCAUCUAUGUCACCUUGACUAUCCAUAGUUUCCCUAAAACCAAAUGAUUUCUAAUUAUGAUUGAUGAUCCUUUUACGUUAAGCUUCCAUGAUAUAUGACAGAACCUGUAAAAGGGGACUACUGCAGAGCUGCUCAAAACAUGAGAAAGGUCAGUUUAAGGCUUUGGUCUAGGGAUCUUAUAUAUCACAAAAAUUAUACAUGAUUACUCAUGAAUGAGUUUUUUGCAAGUGUUACACAUGGUUUUUCCCCAUUGCAGCUUGCAAAGUUGUACAUCGAUCAGAGGUGGACAAAUCCUCUGAUGUUUUCAUUGGAAUGGCUUUGUUUCCUCAAGUUUUUCUCACCUAAAUCAGAAUAUUUGGGAAAUGUCCUAAGCCAAGUUGAAUGGUUGAGAUUUUCCUUUUGGCUAUCUGCUGCCUCCAAGCCAUCCCUGUUCUCCCCCAGAGUACCCUCUCCACCUUCUCAUUUCCUUAUCUUCAAACGAGACAUAGGGAAAGUGUUGGCAGUCAUGAGAGCAAUGAAAGAUUUUUUUUCUUCCUCCAUUUUUUUAUCCUUUGAGCCCCCACAAUCUUGAUAAUGAUUACAAGACAAUUGCACUGCUUAGCUCAUCAGGUGCACAAGAGAAAAGGGGAGAGGGGUAGAAUAAACUUCAUUCUCUGACCCCUUGAAAGUAAAGUGAAAUGUGAGGAAGGUGCUUUGGGGGCUGCUGAGGAUAAGAGGGGGAAGAAAACUAGGAGAACUUUUCCAGCCUGGUUAUUGGAAGGUAUCAGAAAGGUGCAGUGAGGUUCUGCUGAAGGCUGAGAUGAACUUCCAUGAAAUCUCUAAUAUAGACCUUUAAACACUUAUUUAGGGAAGCAUUAAUAUUUUUUAAAAAGAGUAUGUUAUUUUUGUUAAAAGUCCAGGGACCAAAAUAUGUUAGCACUCAAACAUUAAUUUUAUAUCAUUUAAAUGAGAAUUCAAAACAAUAUCUGUUCUGUUUGUGUGAUACUGAUUCAAUCAGUUAUUGUUAUUUUUCACACAGGAGUGAUUUUAUUGAUGUGGGAUUUUAUACAGUUUUUUUUUUUACCAUUAAAGUUGUGUUUUAGAUCAUGGACAUAUUUUCAGACUGCUUAUAAGAUGUAUGGUGUAAACAGUAGCAAGUCUUAUUUCAAGAAGACUCAGCUAUACUUUCUUGAAUAUUGGAACUUGCUGUUAUGUGCCGUCAAGUCACUUCUGACUCUAUGAAUGAGCACUCUCCAAAAUGUCCUGUCCUCAGUCACCCUGC